UCUGUCUUUCAGAGCAAUGAGAUCAUACUAGCAGAUGAAUCUGUAAAAGUGAUCAAACAAGAGAACGUGGUUGACGUACUAUACCAGGUCCACUCUCUCGGUCUCUAUGUUGUUGUUGAGGCUGAAAAUGGCCUGAUCCUCAUGUGGGACAAGAAGAAUAGCCUGUUCAUCAAACUCAGCUCUACCUUCCAGGGCCAAGUGUGUGGUCUGUGUGGUAACUAUGACGGUAAUGGAAAGAACGACUUCACGUCCAGAAACCAGGAAGUGGUUGUUGAAGCUCUGGAGUUUGGGAACAGCUGGAAAGUGUCACCCAGUUGCCCCAACGCUGAUGUCAUAAAAAACCCAUGCACUUUAAGAUCAUACAGGCAGUCCUGGUCUCUGAAACGCUGCAGCAUCAUCACCAGUAACGUUUUCUCAGCCUGCCACUCACAGGUGGACCCCACGCCAUUCCAUGAUGCCUGUGUGAGGGACUCGUGUGCCUGUGACACUGGGGGAGACUGCGAAUGUUUCUGUACAGCUGUAGCAGCCUACGCCCAGGCCUGUAACGAGGCAGGGGCUUGUAUCAAGUGGAGAACAUCAGAUAUCUGCCCUCUGUUCUGUGAUUUCUACAACCCUAUUGGUGAGUGUGAGUGGCAUUAUAAUCCGUGUGGAUACCCCUGUAUGAAGACCUGCAAGAAUCCCUCAGGAACAUGCUCCAGUCAGAUCCCUGCACUAGAAGGUUGCUAUCCAAAAUGUCCUUUGGCCCAGCCUUAUUUGGAAGAAAGUACCAUGAAGUGUGUCAGUAAGAAGGACUGUGGUUGCUACGAUGGAGAUGGAACUCAUUACAACGAGGGAGAGAUUAUACCUUCCAAGGAGAACUGUCAUACAUGUCGUUGCUCAUCAACUGAGGUCAGAUGCAGCUAUGUGGUCCAAGAUUGUUAUUGUUUGUACGACGGCAGAACAUACCUUUAUGGAGCGACCAUAUAUCACACAUCUGACGGUGGCGGGACCUGUAUUACUGCCACCUGCAAAGAGAAUGGAACUAUUGUCCGGAUUAUGAACCCCUGUCCCAGCACCCCAACUCCAACAACUACACCAAGUGUUACAGCAACACAGAUAUUCACUCAAGCACCGAACACAUUUGUUUUCUCAACUCCUGCCACUACCCCAACAACAACCCCUACCGCUACCCCCACAACAACCCUUACCACUACCCCCACAACAACCACUACCCCUACAGAAACCCCUACCACCUCCACAACCCCUACCACUACACCCACAACAACCAUUACUCUGACAACAACCCCUUCCACUACCUCCACAACAACCCCUACUUCACCAACACCCACUUCACCCACUACUACUCCACACUGCCUGACCAAGACUGUCUGUGAUUGGUCAGACUGGAUUAGCAAAUACUAUCCCUCUGUUGGACCAGAAGGGGGAGAUUAUGAAACCAUAGAAAAUAUAAGGAAAUCUGGUAUUGAUAUUUGUAGCCAACCUAAAGAUGUAGAAUGCAGAGCCAAAGACAACAUCUUUGUUCCUUUGGCCGAACUAGGUCAAAAUGUUGAAUGCAAUCCCUCAGUUGGACUGAUAUGCCGCAACAAGGAUCAAGGCAUCCCACCAAUAUGCUACAACUACGAGAUCAGAGUCAGAUGUUGUGUUGAUGUUUGUAGCAAUGAGACAACUACCACCUCAGAAAGGCCCACAACAACCAUUACAACAUCAACAACUACCCCAACAACAACAACAACAGAAAGUCAAACAACAACUACAACAACAGAACGUCCAACAACAACAACAGAAAGUCCAACAACCACAACUAAGUCAACAACUCCAUCCAUAACAACAAAAGUAACAGAGGAAGUUUCAACUGGUCCAGAAUCAACAACACCUACCACCACAACCACAACAACAACAACAACAACCACCACAGAAAGUCCAUCAACCACAACAACAUCUAAGACAACAACAUAUUCCACAACAAGUGAAACAACAGAGGAAAUUACAACUGGUCCAGAAUCAACAACACCUUCAACAACCCCUACAAUUACCCCAACAACAACCCCUACCAUUACCCCAACAACAACCCCUACCAUUACCCCAACAACAACCCCUACCAUUACCCCAACUACUACCACAACAACAACUCAGACUAGGACUACCUCUGAGGUUACAACAACAGCAGUCACCAAAGCAUCUACCACAACAACAGACUUCACUGUAGUCACAAAUCAUACAACUGGUCCAGAAUCAACAACAUCGACAACAACCAUUACACCAUCAACAACAACAACAACCACCACAGAAAGUCCAACAACAACAACUACCCCAACAACAAGAACAACAACAGAAAGUCCAACAACCACAACUACCGCAACAACAACAACCACAACAACAGAAAGUCCAACAACCACAACUAAGUCAACAACCCCAUCCAGAAUGACAAAAGUAACAGAGGAAAUUAGAACUGGUCCAGAAUCAACAACACCUUCUACCUCUACCACAACAACAACAACAACCACCACAGAAAGUUCAUCAACCAUGGUAACGUCUUAGACAACAACAUAUUCCACAACAAGUGAAACAACAGAGGAUAUUACAACUGGUACAGAAUCAACAACACCCACAACAACCAUUACACCACCAACAACAACAACAACCACCACAGAAAGUCCAAAAACCACAACAACAUCUAUGACAACCUAUUCCACAACAAGUAUAAAAACAGAGGUAAUUACAACUGGAACAAAACCAACAACAUCGACCACAACGAUUACACCUUCAACAACCGCUACCACUACCACCAUAACAACCACUCCUUCACCAACAACCACUUCACCCACUACUACUCCACACUGCCUGACCAAGACUGUCUGUGAAUGGUCAGACUGGAUUAGCAAAUACUAUCCCUCUGUUGGACCAGAAGGAGGAGAUUUUGAAACCAUAGAAAAUAUAAGGAAAUCUGGUAUUGAUAUUUGUAGCAAACCUAAGGAAGUAGAAUGCAGAGCCAAAGACAACAUCUAUGUUCCUUUGGCCGAACUAGGUCAAAAUGUUGAAUGCAAUCCCUCAGUUGGACUGAUAUGCCGCAACAAGGAUCAAGGCAUCCCACCAAUAUGCUACAACUACGAGAUCAGAGUCAGAUGUUGUGUUGAUGUUUGUAGCAAUGAGACAACUACCACCUUAGAAAGGCCCACAACAACCAUUACAACAUCAACAACUACCCCAACAACAACAACAACAGAAAGUCAAACAACAAGAACAACAACAGAAAGUCAAACAACAACAACAACAACAGAAAGUCCAACAACAACAACUAC
Molecule: messenger RNA, 3299 nt
Organism: Oncorhynchus gorbuscha (pink salmon)
Lineage: Eukaryota; Metazoa; Chordata; Actinopteri; Salmoniformes; Salmonidae
Product: mucin-2-like
Exons: 7
Cellular component (GO): extracellular matrix
Source: RefSeq, a predicted model, not a curated record